UCGAUCGAUAGUGACAACUCUAGACGGCCCAUCGCGACGACGACGCCGCUCAAAAUAUUUUUUGUUUCUCCCGCAUUCGUUGGAAAAAGUGCCCCAAAAGUGUUUAGUUUUAUGUGUGGUGCGCGUACCAGGCAAAUGCAACCGAGUUCGCGACCCCAAUUGCUGACCGCCUAACGCCUAACCGCCGAGGAUAGAAAAUAACAGUAAUGCGAAAGACCCGCUCGCAGACGGCUCGCACGCAGGCGGAAAAUGCCGCAACAUCCUCGAGCCCCGGCCACCAAUCAACAUCAUCAGCGCCAAUAGCCGUGAAUCCCUUUGAUGCGGGCAAGUACAAGGAAUGUGAGCAAAUGGUGCAGAUGCUCCGUGUGGUCGAGCUGCAAAAAAUCCUGUCGUUUCUGAACAUCUCCUUCGCUGGACGAAAAACCGACCUGCAGAGCCGCAUCCUCUCGUUCCUGCGCACCAAUUUGGAUCUGCUCGCCCCCAAGAUCCAGGAAGUCUACGCCCAGUCGGUGCAAGAGCAAAGCGCCACGCUGCAGUACAUCGAUCCAACCAGGAUGUAUUCGCACAUCCAGCUGCCGCCCACCGUGCAGCCGAAUCCGGUGGGCCUCGUCGGCGGCGGUCCGGGCGUUCAGGUGCCUGGCGGCCAAAUGAACGUGGUCGGCGGCGCACCCUUCCUUCACACGCACAGCAUCAACAGCCAGCUGCCCAUCCAUCCCGAUGUGCGGCUGAAGAAGCUAGCCUUCUACGAUGUCCUCGGCACACUGAUCAAGCCUUCGACGCUGGUGCCACGCAACACUCAGCGCGUACAAGAGGUGCCUUUCUACUUCACACUCACGCCCCAGCAGGCCACCGAGAUUGCCUCCAAUCGCGACAUUCGCAACAGCUCCAAAGUGGAGCACGCCAUACAGGUGCAGUUGCGCUUCUGCUUGGUGGAGACAUCGUGCGACCAGGAGGACUGCUUUCCGCCGAAUGUCAACGUGAAGGUGAACAACAAGCUGUGUCAGCUGCCAAAUGUCAUUCCUACAAACAGACCAAACGUGGAGCCCAAGCGACCGCCGCGUCCCGUCAACGUCACCUCCAAUGUGAAGCUGUCGCCGACCGUCACCAACACCAUUAUGGUGCAGUGGUGUCCGGAUUACACGCGCAGCUACUGCCUGGCCGUUUAUCUGGUCAAGAAGCUCACCUCGGCGCAGCUCUUGCAGCGCAUGAAGACCAAGGGCGUAAAGCCGGCUGACUACACCCGUGGCCUAAUUAAGGAGAAGCUGACUGAGGAUGCUGACUGUGAGAUAGCCACCACUAUGCUUAAAGUGUCGCUCAAUUGCCCGCUGGGCAAGAUGAAGAUGCUGCUGCCUUGUCGAGCAUCAACCUGCUCGCACCUGCAGUGCUUCGACGCCAGUCUUUACCUGCAAAUGAACGAGCGCAAGCCCACAUGGAACUGCCCCGUCUGCGACAAGCCGGCCAUUUACGAUAACCUGGUCAUAGAUGGCUAUUUCCAGGAGGUUUUGGGCUCUUCGCUGCUCAAGAGCGAUGACACCGAGAUCCAACUGCAUCAGGAUGGUUCCUGGAGUACUCCAGGUCUUCGGAGCGAAGCGCAGAUCCUAGAUACACCCUCAAAGCCCGUUCAAAAGGUUGAGGUUAUAUCGGACGAUAUAGAACUAAUCUCGGAUGAUGCCAAGCCGGUGAAGAGCGAUUUGUCCCCAGCACCGGACGAGCAGCCAACCUCCACGUCAAACAGUGAAACUGUGCAACAGGUUGAUCUUACGUUGAGCGAUUCCGACGACGACAUGCCGCUGGCUAAGCGUCGUCCGCCCGCCAAGCAAGCCAUCGCCAGUUCCACGUCGAACGGCAGCGGCGGCGGCCAACGUGCCUACACUCCGGCACAGCAGCCCCAGCAAUCCGAAUCCCCAGAACAGCAGGCCAAUCGUCGCCAAUCGCCAGAGAUGCAGCCAGUCUUAGACCAGCAACUGCAGCAGCUGCAGCAGCAACAGCAACAGCACGAGCAGCCAGCGGCGGCAGCCGUCCAUGCCUCACUCCUGGAAUCCCUGGCUGCUGCGGUGGCGGAUCAAAAGCACUUCCAACUGUUGGAUCUGGCUGCGGUUGCGGCUGCUGCAGCUGCCACGGCGUCCUCCGGCCAAAGUCAGAAUGCCGGCCCAUAGGCAGGACCCACACCCACAUCCACAUCCCACACACAUCACCCUCAAGAUCCCUGAUUUGGCUUACAUAGUUUUCUGUUCUCCGUUCCUCUUCCGCGGUGGCACACGGCCAGAUCUUACCUCAGAGGCUAUUCUUCGGCGUUCCAUUCGCAGUCACCUCAUCCAAAAUCAUACGCCCUCAAUCGCGGCCCACCAACUGAUGCUUGUAAUUCUUGUGUUGCAGGACGCAGGCAGAACAGACAGGCUUUAUAGGAGCGGGUUCCCAGGUUCCCAGGUCCCCAGUGGUGGCUGUUCCCCCAUCGGCCAGAUUGUUGCUGCCCCCUUUCUUUCAGUUGGUUAUGUCCCGUGUCUUUCGUUUCUGUGGCGUCUUGAGUACACAAACACUCACCCCACACACCAACUGAAAUAAUCCUAGAUAUUACAAUUACACAAACAACUAGCACCCAGCAUUCAUUAGCAAUUACCAUAGGAAACGCAAUUAAUUUAUUUUCUCUUGAAGCGGGCUGUCGAAUGAUCACAGAGGAGUCCGAAGAAGUUAAGAGCCCUACGCAUAACUAACAUUAUCGAUAAGCGUACACCUAAGGCAGAUGUUAAUCUUAAGUCCUGCCAAUGCGAUGGCAGAGUGGGCGUAUUCCUAUUCCUAUGCACGAAGCGCGAGAGGAGACAGGCCAGGCGGCAGCCAGCCGCAGCACCGACAUUUAAGUUAGUUAAGUUAUUUUAGUUGAACUAUGGUUACUGAAUCGAUUAGAGGCGGAAAGGAAUGGAGUAUGGAGUGGCGUGGCGUGGCGGGUGCUGCCCUUAGAUUCAUAUUUAUAUUGUGUUGCAAGUCAGGACGAAAUCGCAUUAAAUGUUCAUGUGUAUUGACAACAAA
Messenger RNA from Drosophila subpulchrella, 3024 nucleotides. It is a transcript of the gene Su(var)2-10, whose product is annotated as E3 SUMO-protein ligase PIAS1. Gene Ontology annotation, molecular function: transcription coregulator activity; SUMO ligase activity; zinc ion binding. Lineage: Eukaryota; Metazoa; Arthropoda; Insecta; Diptera; Drosophilidae. The coding region runs from base 207 to 2156 and encodes 649 amino acids. The record is from RefSeq and is a predicted model, not a curated record. The transcript has 8 exons. Gene Ontology annotation, biological process: protein sumoylation; regulation of transcription by RNA polymerase II.